This is a messenger RNA of Cyphomyrmex costatus, 1413 nucleotides long. RefSeq lists its product as uncharacterized. The coding region runs from base 1 to 1413 and encodes 470 amino acids. Lineage: Eukaryota; Metazoa; Arthropoda; Insecta; Hymenoptera; Formicidae. The record is from RefSeq and is a predicted model, not a curated record. The transcript is spliced from 6 exons.
AUGUGGUUGUCGAGGACAUCGCUCUUAUUGGUACUAAUCGGGCUGGCGAGCUCUGAAAAGAAUAAUGAGGACGAUGCGUCUAGUAUUUUCAUCGAGGAAGCUAAAAACCUCUUUUCUCAGCAAUCGCUCGAGGACAUGGCCCAAACGUUUGCACAUUCAGAUGCCGGCAAGCAAGUUCGCGACAUGAUGUUCGAAAAAAGAUCCGACACGGCGGACGGUAUCAGCCAGAUCAUUUCUGGGAUCAGUAGUUUGAUGUCAGGUGGACAAAAUAAUCAAGGCCUCGACUUAUCAACUUUGGGUUCAUUUCUGAACCUUUUGAGUGCUGGCUCGAAUAAGAGAUCGGCAAGAGAUACGAAACACAAAGGGGAAUCCGGCAUAGACUGGGGAAACAUAAUCAGCAUGGGCAGCAUGUUCUUGCAACAAAAUGCAAACAACGACGUAACAUUGGGUCUCUUGCCAAUGCUUCUAGAUUCCUUGGGUCAUGGAAUGAAAGACAACGAUACUGGGAAUAAAGAUCAUUCAGGACAUUCCUGGUUUUUGCCACCGAUAUUGGAAAACGUUCACGUCAUGUGGGAUCACUUCAGUAAUUCGGAACUCGGGCAAACGUUAUGGAAGAAUAGUGGUCUGUCGAGGGUAUUUGCUCAAAUGACGGACGAGCAAGGUAACAUUCUAUGGGAGAAGGUCUUAGACAGUUUUGAACAUCCUACUACACGCCGAAGAGGGGUCAAGUCGCUCACGAAUUUUGUGGCCGAAUGGAUCUCUCACAUUUCUGAACCAAUAAAUCAGCAACGCUACCUCACGACCGUGCAAUUCGUCGGUAACAGCUUUUUAAAAUCUCAGGGAUUACCAAAAACAAUGAUGUUUGAUGCUUCAAAACCAGCGGAGAGUCUCUCCAGAUUGAUAAACGGAUUGGGGAAGAGAUACCUGAACUUAAAGUUCGAUAGCUCACAGUAUGUAAGACCGGCGGUAGCGUAUUUCCAGGAAUUAAUAAGCUUGGCUUCUCAAAAAGGAUUCAUUAUGUCCCGAAUAAAUGCACGAGAGCUAAGCAACAGACUAAGCGACAUUAUUAACAAUGAUUUCAUCGGUCCUGUUCUCAAGUCGUACCGAGCGUAUAAAUGGGCGACGAAAGUGCCGCAAUGUGCUAGUCAAAUCUUAUGUACCAUAAAUGAAAAAAGCCAGCAACGAGAGGACGGAGGUAACGAAGCAUUUACACGCGUACGUAGUGCAUUACUGAGGGUGGCAAGUUUUCCAGCGGCCUGGGCAGUCAGUAACAAAUUAGCAAUCAAUUUUUGGCCCCUCUACGCAGCCAUCAUGGAGCAAGAGGGAUGCAUCAACAAGUAUCCAGCAGAUUGUACUGCAUUCUAUGAAGAGGAGAUCAGAGUGACUACAGAAAACAUCCAUAGCGAACUAUGA